AUGCGGGCCUCGUUACUGGUCCUGGCCUGCUUAGCAGGCUCCGCGUUCUCGAGUGCCAUACAGGAGCGCUCGCGGAGGUGGUUUGAUAUCAAGCCCCGUGGGGAAGUCUCUGGUCUCCCAGGAACCACUCCAACCCUAACUGCCACCACCAGCCUUGCAAAGACAACGACGACUAUCCCGGUCUCUGAAACCAUGACGGCCACCCCUCCUGCUGGAGAGGCAACUACUACGACUAGUCCUGCUGAGACGACCACAGCCACUACCCAUCCCGGAGAGACAACGGUUACCAGCCCUAGUGGAACGGAAACGCCUACCAGCCCUGGAGGGACGGAGACCACUACUAGCUUCCCUGGUUCAUUGACCGAAACUCCCCCCGGUGGAACAGAUACGCCCACCAGUCCUGCGUCUCCCAGCGCAACGGAGACACCUACCAGCCCUGAUGGCUCGUUCAGCAAGACUUCCCCUGGUGGAACACAGACAUGUACUACACCCAGUGGCUCGCUCACCAGAACCUCUCCCAGUGGCACGCAGACACCGACCGGUCCCAGUGGCUCAUUCACCAUUACUCCUCCCGGGGAAACGAAGACAAUCACCAGCCCUAGCGGGUCGAUAACCACUCCUCCUUAUCGUAAUGGAACGUCUGUUACAAUCACUAUCCCUACGACGAUUACUACGACCUAUGUCACCACGACCUGUCCUGUUUCCUACUCCACAACGACAAGCGGAACGUCAACCUGGACCAUACCUGUGACACGCACAAGCACCAUCACUGUCACGGAAGUCGUUACUUGCACCAAGGGCUGCCCUAAGCCUACUGGUGUAAUCCUGCCGCCACCUCCGCCGCCGCCGCCGACUACGAUCACUACCACAUAUAUUACUACGACGUGCCCUGUGACCUACUCAAAAACAACAAGCGGGACCUCAACGUGGUCUGUACCUAUCACCCAGACUAGCACUGUCACCGUUACCGAAGUUAGGACCUGCACCACGGGUUGCCCUAAGCCCACGCACACCCAGCUGCCACCGCCGCCAGUUGUAACAUCAUCGGCCUGUCCUGACAAGGCCACAGUGACGGUGACAGAGGUAUUCACUACAACCAGUAAGUCACGGUUAAGGAACGCAAUACGACAACGUAGCUGACCUCGCUCUCUUUUCUCCAAGUUGCCCUGCCGCCAAUUCAGAGCUGCACAGCAACAGUGACAGAAACGGUCACCAAGCCCGCCGUUAGUACUGUGACUGUCACCAAGUCCGCUGGAAACACAGGGACCAAAAGUCCCACCGGGUCAAUCCCACCCCCGAGCAUUCCAGCAUCUCUCUCCCCCACCAAAGGAACGGGAACAGCAACGGGAACAGCAUCCCACACAGGAUCUCUCCCACCCCCAAGCGGUUCGGGAUCAGUUCCGCCCCCGAAGGGCACGCCGACGCCGACGCCGUCACAUACUGGAACUGCUUCCACUCAACCCUCACCCGGGACUUCUUCGGGCACUUCUACCGCACCAGUGACAACAAGUGCUGAACACCGCCGCUGGUGGUAAACGCUCUCUGUUAACCGGUGCACCGUCUGCUUUGCAGCGCGUAUACCCUACGCUCCUUACCGCGCAUAUCGUUGUCUUUACAUUCCUUAAUGGCCAAAUGCAGUGUGUAGUAUAAGAACAUGGAGGAUGGUAACGGGGGGAAUUUGCAACUGGCUACUCUGAUGUUCGCCCAGUCCAGGCUUACCGUGUCAAUUCCAUCGUAUUUUGUAUAGUGAUUUCAAUAGCGCGAUUAAUCCAGUCGGUCCUUAACAGACUUGAACUAUUUGAUUUGACUAGACUAAACCCGCGUUACGCACGCCG
This is a messenger RNA of Monascus purpureus, 1835 nucleotides long. The record is from the annotation of a GenBank genome assembly. Lineage: Eukaryota; Fungi; Ascomycota; Eurotiomycetes; Eurotiales; Aspergillaceae.